AUGCAGAAAUUUAUUGAAGCAGAUUAUUAUGAACUGGACUGGUAUUAUGAAGAAUGCACAGAUGUUUUAUGUGCUGAAAGAGUGGGCCAGAUGACUAAAACAUACAAUGACAUAGAUGCUGUUACACGUCUUCUUGAAGAGAAAGAACGGGACUUAGAAUUAGCUGCUCGGAUUGGCCAGUCACUGUUAAAGAAGAAUAAAUCACUGACAGAAAGAAAUGAGUUCCUGGAGGAGCAAGUAGAACACAUCAGGGAAGAGGUUUCUCAGUUGCGGCAUGAGCUCUCCAUGAAAGAUGAGCUGCUCCAGUUCUAUACGAGUGCUGCUGAAGAAAGUGAGCCGGAGUCCAUCUGUUCCACCCCGCUGAAGAGGAAUGAAUCGUCCUCCUCCGUCCAGAACUACUUUCAUUUGGAUUCUCUUCAAAAGAAACUCAAGGACCUUGAAGAGGAGAACGUUGUGCUUAGAUCUGAGGCCUGUCAGCUGAAGACUGAAACAAUUACUUACGAAGAGAAAGAACAACAGCUUGUCAAUGACUGUGUAAAAGAGCUAAGGGAUGCAAACAUCCAGAUUGCCAAUAUCUCCGAAGAGUUAGCAAAGAAAACUGAAGAUGCAGCCCGGCAGCAGGAAGAAAUCACCCAUCUUCUCUCUCAAAUAGUCGAUCUGCAGAAAAAGGCAAAAGCUUGUGCAGUUGAAAAUGAAGAACUUAUCCAGCAUUUGGGAGCAGCUAAAGAUGCACAGAGACAGCUCACAGCAGAGUUGCGGGAGCUGGAAGACAAGUAUGCAGAGUGCAUGGAAAUGCUUCAUGAGGCUCAAGAAGAGCUGAAAAACCUUAGGAACAAGACUAUGCCAAAUGCCAUAUCACGUCGGUACCACUCUCUCGGUCUCUUCCCUAUGGAUUCUUUGGCAGCAGAAAUAGAAGGGUCAAUGAGGAAAGAACUGCAUUUAGAUGAACCCGACUCUCCUGACCUGGCGUACGAUUGAAAAGAAUCGGUUCCUAAUUGAUUGAUUAUAUCUGAAGUUAUUUACUAG
Molecule: messenger RNA, 1026 nt
Organism: Tauraco erythrolophus (red-crested turaco)
Lineage: Eukaryota; Metazoa; Chordata; Aves; Musophagiformes; Musophagidae
Source: RefSeq, a predicted model, not a curated record